This is a messenger RNA of Ornithodoros turicata, 581 nucleotides long. RefSeq lists its product as uncharacterized. The transcript is spliced from 5 exons. The coding region runs from base 118 to 573 and encodes 151 amino acids. NCBI's taxonomy places the organism in Eukaryota, Metazoa, Arthropoda, Arachnida, Ixodida, Argasidae. The record is from RefSeq and is a predicted model, not a curated record.
ACAAGUCUUUUGAAGACGAAGAAGACAACCUAGUCGUGGUGGCAUAAACAUAAACUGCCUAGACGCUGUGACCUGCAGGGAUUACACUUUGCUUCUGUGCCCAAAAGCCUCUGAAAGAUGGCGGAAAGUGAGAUUUCGGUUAUGUCUUCUGUGGCAUCGUCGGAAGUGUCUUCUGUUUCUACUGGACAGCCAGAGGAAGAUACAGGCGAUGACGGCACGGAGUCUGAAGCUUACUAUACGUCAGCACCCGAUGGAAGGAUCCGUCAGCCAACGCCGUCCUCUGCGGGUGGAGCAACACCAGGAGUUACGACGACAACGAAAGUGAUACGAAAGGCUCUACCAUUUAGACCCUUGUUAUGCAGUUACAAGCUGGCUAUGAAAAUAGGGUACCCUUUUCCUCCCGACGGGCUGUGCGACUUCGUUUUCCAUACCUUUGGCGUGUUACCCGAUGGCCUGAACUACAAGCAAACUUACAAUGUUGCUGAUACUGACAGAGCCAUACUCGAUCAAUUUAAGAAGGCCGCCGCCAAGUCCAAGUUAACUUCGUUUGGCAUUGAAAUAUACGACCAGUAAGUUAUCAA